AUGGCCACUAUGGGACUCAUUCCCAUGUCUGUCUUGGGACAGGAAGGCAGCGGCGUCGUUGUCAAGACUGGCAGUGAAGCAAGCCGCUUCAAACCUGGUGACCGCGUGAGCUUCUUGGGUGUCGGCACACACGCCACCAAGAUCCGGGUUGACCAUCGCAUUGUUGCUCAUAUUCCCGACACCAUGUCCUUCGAGGAGGCCGCUGCACUGCCUGUCGUUCAUACCACUGCGUACCAUGCCCUUGUCAACCUCGCAAAGCUUACCAAGGGCAAGUCGGUUUUGAUCCACGCUGCCGCUGGUGGUGUGGGCCAAGCGGCUGUCCAGAUUGCUCUUCACCUAGGUCUGGUCGUCUACGUCACCGUUGGUUCCGAAGACAAGCGGAAGCUAUUGGUCAACACGUAUGGCAUUCCUGAGAAGCACAUCUUCAAUUCUCGCGAUGCCAGCUUCGCAAAGAGCGUGAUGCGCAUCACGAGUGGUCGCGGUGUUGACUGCGUUCUCAACUCACUCUCAGGAGAGCUUCUUCGGACAUCGUGGGAGUGUCUAGCAACCUUUGGCACCUUUGUCGAGAUUGGUCUCCGCGACAUUCUCGACAAUACUCGGCUUGACAUGAGGCCAUUCGGGAAGAGCACGACGUUCACAUUCUUCAAUCAGUUCACGCUUUACGAGGAGGAUCCCGCUGCGCUAGGACAGAUUCUCGACGAAGCCUUCAAGUUGGUCCAUAAGGGUACGCUUCGUGCCCCGAGCCCCCUGACGGUGCAUUCCAUGGGUCAAGUGGGAGACGCCUUCCGCACCAUCCAGCAAGGAAAGCACCGCGGCAAGAUGGUUAUGUCAUUCACUGAUAACGCAGAGGCGCCAAUCUUGCGUAAGGCUAAGAACUCCCUCAAGCUCAACGCUGAUGUCACGUACCUUCUUGUUGGUGGCCUCGGUGGUCUCGGCCGCAGUCUGGCGCGGCAAUUCAUCGCCUGUGGCGCACGUAACCUUGCCUUCCUCUCAAGAUCUGGAGACGGCUCCCCAGAUGCCAAGGCUCUGAUCAAAGAGCUAUCCGACAUGGGCGCCAACGUUAAGGCCUACCGCGGUGAUGUGUCGGACCCUGUCUCGUUCCGGGCCGCUUUGAGUCAAUGCGAACGAGAACUUCCGCCCGUCAGAGGUGUCGUCCAAAUGGCUAUGGCUCUUCGCGACAUCGUUUUCGAGAAGAUGUCUUACGACUGGUGGAAGACCGGGUUGAGACCCAAGGUGCAAGGUACAUGGAACCUCCACGAGUACUUCAACCAUGAACGCCCCCUAGAGUUCUUCAUCAUCUGCUCGUCCAUUUCGGGUAUGUACGGCUACCCUAGUCAGGCACAGUACUCCGCCGGCAACACAUACCAAGACCCUUUGGCGCAUUACCGCCGGUCACAGGGGCUUAAGGCCGUGUCGGUCAACCUGGGUAUCAUGCGUGACGUUGGUGUGCUGGCAGAGCAAGGUGCGACGGGCAAGUUCUUGCUGUGGGAAGAGACCCUGGGCAUUCGAGAGCCAGCGUUCCAUGCCAUCUUCAAGGGCCUCAUCAAUCGGCAGAAGAGCGAAAACCCGGCUUCAUGGCCGCCAGCUCAAGUGACAACGGGCUUGGGCACCGCAGACAUCAUGGCAGCACACGGUCUCGAUCAGCCAGGAUACUUCAGCAUCCCACGUUUCGGACCUCUCGCCGUGACGAGCUCAGCGACAAGUGCUUCGGGUGCUGGAAAGUUGGAUACCGUUUCUCUUUCUUCACGCUUAUCUGAGGCAAGUAGCAAGCAGCAAGCGUUGAAUAUUAUCACAGAGGCUCUGGUAAAGAAGGUGGCCGAUAUCUUGCAGAUGCCCGUAUCGGAAGUUGAUCCGGGCCGGCCUAUGUACCGCUAUGGUGUUGAUUCUCUGGUUGCGCUCGAGGUCAGAAACUGGAUCACUAAGGAGAUGAAGGCAACUGUGGCUCUUUUGGAGGUCUUGGCUGCCGUUCCUAUGGAAGUAUUUGCAGCUAGGAUAGCCGACAAGAGUAAGUUGGUGGCGUUUGAGUGA
Messenger RNA from Colletotrichum scovillei, 2028 nucleotides. RefSeq lists its product as uncharacterized. Gene Ontology annotation, biological process: fatty acid biosynthetic process; secondary metabolite biosynthetic process. The record is from RefSeq and is a predicted model, not a curated record. The coding region runs from base 1 to 2028 and encodes 675 amino acids. Gene Ontology annotation, molecular function: phosphopantetheine binding; fatty acid synthase activity; oxidoreductase activity. Lineage: Eukaryota; Fungi; Ascomycota; Sordariomycetes; Glomerellales; Glomerellaceae. The transcript has a single exon.